AUGGAUGCAGCGACUCAACGGCUAGCUGGCCUUGUCGCCGUCGCAGUUGGUGUUGCUACCCAUGCCCUCUACUUCAACCGUUACGAAUGCCAUAUGCACGCUGUGCUCUACCUCAAUACCUUUCUCUUGACAUGUGUUGGAAGCGCUCUAGCUUUGUACAAGGGACUUGGAGUCUCUGUCGGCGGCGCAUGUGCCGCAACAGCAUAUAUCGCAUCCUGCUACCUACUAGGCGCAUACGGCAGUCUGUUGAUGUACCGCCUCUUCCUCAACCCACUGAACCGCUUCCCAGGACCAUGGCCAGCAAGGCUAUCGAACCUUUACUUCUCUUUCCAGCUGGGCCACUCGGAUGCGUACUACAAGCUGCAAGCGGUGCAUGAAAAGUACGGCCGCUUCGUCCGUAUCGGCAGCAAUGACCUGUCCAUCAUCGAUCCUGAAGCCAUGGAGCUUACAUAUGGCAACCACAGCAAGGUCACCAAAAGCUCCUGGUACGAUAACGACGCACCGUUGACCUCUAUGCACACGAGCCGUAGCAAAGCUUUGCAUGACAAGCGCCGCAAGGUGUGGGCCCCUGCUUUCUCCGACAAAGCAUUGCGAGAGUAUGAGGCCAAGAUCGAGGCCGUCAACGAUAGAGUUGUCCAGCGCAUCGGUGAGUUCAAGGGUGCUCCGGUAAAUGUGACUAAAUGGUUCAACCUCUACUCUUUCGACGUGAUGGGCCAGUUGGGAUUCGGCAAAGACUACCACAUGGUUGAGAAGGGGGAGAAACAUUGGGCUUUAGAACUUCUCAGUGAAGGCAUGCAACCGCUGGCGUUGUUGCUGCCGACCUGGCUGUUUCGCGCAUCGACGGCGGUGCCGGGAUUGGCUGCCGGUUACUCGAAGUUCGUGCAGUUCUGCGUGGAUGAAACAAGCUGGAGGGUGGAAAACGCCAGUGAGAAAGACAAGGAGGGUAGCGUGGACAUUAUGACGUCUAUCUUGAAAGCGUACCAAGGUGUCAAACAGCCGCAGAAAGAUUCAAUGUUGCAAGCUGACGCUCGACUCAUCAUCGUCGCUGGUUCUGACACGACCGCUGCCGCGUUGACUUACUUGUUCUACCAUCUUGCGAAGGAUCGGAAACAGGUGCAGAAGCUCCGCGACGAGCUUAAGCCGCUUACGAGAGGUGAUUGGAGCGACAAGGAUAUCCGGCAUGCGCAACACCUGAAUGGUGCGAUCAAUGAAGCGCUGCGUCUGCAUCCUCCUGUCCCUAGUGGUGUUUCUCGAUUGACGCCGAAGGAGGGCAUGAUGGUGGGUGACACUUGUGUGCCCGGGAAUGUGACCUUCAUUAUGCCGCAGUACGUUAUGGGUAGAGAUGAGUCGAUCUACCAAGAAGCGGAUUCUUUCUUGCCUGAGCGGUGGUAUAGCAAGCCUGACAUGAUCAAGCACAAGGAUGCCUUCGCUCCGUUUUCAACAGGACCAUUCGGCUGCAUAGGCAAGAAUCUGGCGCUGAUCGAGUUGCGAACGCUGACGACGAGGUUGGUCUUGGAGUAUGACGUGAACUUUGCGCCUGGCGAAGAUGGGACCCGAUUAUUGUUUAACACGUUGGAUCACUUUACUGUCGAUCUUGGCGAGCUUGACUUGGUCUUUGAUCGGGUUUGA
Molecule: messenger RNA, 1629 nt
Organism: Baudoinia panamericana UAMH 10762
Lineage: Eukaryota; Fungi; Ascomycota; Dothideomycetes; Mycosphaerellales; Teratosphaeriaceae
Exons: 2
Coding region: 1-1629 (542 amino acids)
Molecular function (GO): heme binding; iron ion binding; oxidoreductase activity, acting on paired donors, with incorporation or reduction of molecular oxygen
Source: RefSeq, a predicted model, not a curated record